This is a messenger RNA of Homo sapiens (human), 2189 nucleotides long. It is a transcript of the gene ELP5, whose product is annotated as elongator acetyltransferase complex subunit 5. Gene Ontology annotation, biological process: positive regulation of cell migration; tRNA wobble uridine modification. The record is from RefSeq and is marked validated. Bases 249 to 1040 code for a protein of 263 amino acids. NCBI's taxonomy places the organism in Eukaryota, Metazoa, Chordata, Mammalia, Primates, Hominidae. Gene Ontology annotation, cellular component: elongator holoenzyme complex; nucleus; cytoplasm. The transcript is spliced from 7 exons.
ACUUGGCCCGCGCUUAGGGCCCUCGCGGGGGGCUUGUGGGUCCUCCUCCCCCUCCCACUGACAACUGCCCCAACUGCUCUUCCCGCCCCGGUCACAGUGAAAAUGUAGACGGGGUCGUUGUCCACUAUGUUAGGUCUUAAUGGUGGGAGGACGCCCGAGUGCUCGGCCCGUUUCACCCCGAGGAGGAAGGACACUGGGUCAUGACGCCAUCAGAGGGCGCCAGAGCAGGGACCGGACGCGAGUUGGAGAUGUUGGACUCGCUGUUGGCCUUGGGCGGCCUGGUGCUGCUUCGGGAUUCCGUGGAGUGGGAGGGGCGCAGUCUCUUGAAGGCGCUUGUCAAGAAAUCUGCACUGUGUGGGGAGCAAGUGCAUAUCCUGGGCUGUGAAGUGAGCGAGGAAGAGUUUCGUGAAGGUUUUGACUCUGAUAUCAACAAUCGGCUGGUUUACCAUGACUUCUUCAGAGACCCUCUCAACUGGUCAAAAACUGAGGAGGCCUUUCCUGGGGGGCCGCUGGGAGCCUUGAGAGCCAUGUGCAAGAGGACAGAUCCUGUUCCUGUCACCAUUGCUCUCGAUUCACUCAGCUGGCUGCUACUUCGCCUUCCCUGCACCACACUCUGCCAGGUCCUGCAUGCUGUGAGCCAUCAGGACUCUUGUCCUGGUGACAGCUCCUCAGUGGGGAAAGUGAGUGUGCUGGGCUUGCUACAUGAAGAGCUUCAUGGACCAGGCCCUGUGGGAGCUCUCAGCAGCCUUGCUCAGACUGAGGUGACCCUGGGCGGUACCAUGGGCCAGGCCUCGGCCCACAUCCUGUGUCGGAGGCCCCGACAGCGCCCAACUGACCAGACUCAGUGGUUCUCCAUCCUUCCGGACUUCAGCCUGGAUCUCCAAGAGGGGCCCUCUGUAGAGUCCCAGCCCUACUCCGAUCCUCAUAUACCCCCGGUAUCUAAGAAUGCCAAGGCCAGAACAAGGAAAUGUAGUUUAGUAUCUGGUCACGGGAGAGAAAAUAAAAGCUGCAGAGGUUGGGGGUGGGGUCAGGGAUUCUAGGGAUGGGGCAGAGUGGCAGCAUCCUUUGUACCUACAGGUGGAUCCCACAACUCAUUUGACCUUUAACCUUCACCUGUCCAAGAAAGAGAGAGAAGCCAGAGAUAGCCUGAUCCUGCCCUUCCAGUUCAGUUCUGAAAAGUAAGGUUGGGACCUGGGUACGUGGAUCCCUGAGUAGAUCCCAGCAUCUGGGCCAUGGAGAGGUUGGGGCAACAGGUUAUUGAUUAACCUGACUUUAUAGGGACUGAAGUCCACCUCCAGAGACAAGUCCAAGUUCUUGAUCCACCCAUUCCCCCUAUAAUGGCAGAGGACCUUUAUGUCUCUUUUCUCUCCCUUAUACCCUUGGGUCACAGCUCCAGUUGUCCCCAGAGCACCCUGGGCCUGGGCUGAGCCAGACCAGACCCUUGGGAGGUGGCCCUAUCCCUAGGCAGUGGUGCUAGGAGGACAGAAGGCUAUAUGGGCGUGGCAGAGGCUGGUUAACAAGGGCUUAGUACACGCUUGCUGUUCUGUGCCCAGUAUGUGGGCGGAUGACGCAAGACUACAAGAUCCUUGCCCUCAAGCUGCUAGGAACUUACGGUUUUAUUAGGAGAGCAGUACAAGGGUAUCUAUCCCAGUACCAAAUGGUGCUUCAGCUCUAACAUGGAGGUCAGAGAAAGGGACUUGGACCAAUAAAAUGACAUGGAGGCCUAACAGGUUGCCUGAAUGAGAGUCACAGUCACCUGGAAGAAAGUAUCCAGACCCAACCUGUUAGCUACCCUCACCAGCACCAAAUCUUCCCUUCUCAGACAGCAGGCUCUCCUGCGGCCUAGGCCAGGGCAGGCUACCAGCCACAUCUUCUAUGAGCCAGAUGCUUAUGAUGACCUGGACCAAGAAGACCCAGAUGACGACCUGGAUAUUUGACUGGCCAGAUUUGAUUAGAUUGUAAUUGGAGGGGGCGCGGGAAGACUUUGGGCCCAGAACCAUCUUUCUAUUGUUUGUGUUAGCCUUACCCUGUCCCUGCCCCACCUUGGUUCCCCUUGUCUAUGGAGCCCCGCCUUGUGAGCCAGGAAGCAGCGUCUCAUCAGGACAGAAGGUAGGAUGAAGACAUGGGGUAAUGUGAGAGAGUAGAACACCCCCGUACCUAAUAAAAAUCUUUAUUUUUUUAUUAAAAAA